Messenger RNA from Exophiala viscosa, 3223 nucleotides. RefSeq names its product cytochrome c oxidase subunit XI assembly protein. Lineage: Eukaryota; Fungi; Ascomycota; Eurotiomycetes; Chaetothyriales; Herpotrichiellaceae. Gene Ontology annotation, cellular component: mitochondrial small ribosomal subunit. The record is from RefSeq and is a predicted model, not a curated record. The transcript has a single exon. Gene Ontology annotation, molecular function: structural constituent of ribosome; methyltransferase activity. The coding region runs from base 55 to 3123 and encodes 1022 amino acids. Gene Ontology annotation, biological process: translation.
GUCUCCAGGAUCGUCUCGCCAGUACGCAUAGGCAGGAGUAUCGGGUUGCUGAGGAUGCUGUCUCGCACUCGAUCAUCUGGGCUCUGCCGUGGCUGUCGACAGGAUCUUCAACUUUUGUUGGAAAGAGGAUUUUGCGGGCCGACGGUCAGCCUGAGAACUCGAGAACUACCCCUUCAAUGGCGGCAAAAGUCGAAAUCGUGGCAACUCAGAUAUUUUACGAGGGCUGCCGUCAGCUCGCAACGACCUCAGCACAAUGAUGCUGCUUCACAGCGAAACGAACCGGCCUUGGAGGCUGAUGAACAUGCCUCGAGCGCCGAACCCUUGCAGGAUCAGAUCGAAGCAUUGCAAGACCUGGAGAAAGCACUAGGGCGACCGAUCGAGGUAGCAAUUGAGGAAGACCGGGCGUUUGGCCAACAAGCCGAGGAAGAACUUGGUGACGAAUUACCACCCGAAUAUACUGCGCAAUUAGCACAUGGUACAACCGAUAUACUAGCGGACUUGAGGGAUUCGGGGGCCUCGCAAGAAGAUGUGGUACGAGAGGCACGAAAGACAUAUGGUGAUCGACUGCCGGGAAAUGCUUUGAAUGAGAGUGAACUCAAGAUAUACAAACGCUUGUACGGUGAUCCUGUCUCGCCUUCUUACGAAGAGUUUCUGGAUGAAGAGGAGGCAAGUGAGGUGCUCGCUGAAGGGCAGAGUCGAUUGUACGAUCAGGACGGCGAGGUGAUCGAUUAUGAAGAGCAUGUGGUACCAGAGGAGACACUCGAAGAUGAAGGCGGUGUGCCUGACCCUCCGCAGGCUGUUCAUGGAGAUAUCACUUUCGCAGACCGUGGCGAGAUGACACCUGCCCUUUUGUCUUCGCCAGCUGAACGGGCUCUUGCCGUUGCACGAGCUUUGGACGGGGAGAUAUUGGACGACUACGCGUCGGAGGACUUCGAAGAGGAGCAAGCUGAUAGUAAGGUGCACCCUUAUACCAGGCUGGGGAAGUUCGCGACCAAUCCCGGCACUAUACUCCUGUCACAAGAAAACUUCGUUCGUCCGGUAAACAAGAUCAUGAGCGCCUUCUCGAACAAGCACUUGAAAGAGAUGUGUGAGAAGACAUUCGGAGGACCAGGACUUCCAGACUCUCCUCUGACACCCAGAUCGGGCCGUACAAGACCGCAGGUUCCUAUCCCCUUGGAUGCUUCUCAUCACCACAUGGGUGAAAUGGAAGCGAACGCUUUCCUUACCACGAUCAUGCCCCCGACUUACGCUUCAAUCAUGUCAGUGUUGGUGGAGACACGAAAACGUCUGGGAACGACGUGGUUCAACAACCUAUUUGCCAAAGAAGGUGGGCCUCGUGUUCUUGACGUUGGAGCGGGAGGUGCAGGUAUUCUUGCCUGGCGUGAGGUGGCCCAGGCUCACUGCGAUGCUAUGCAUGAUUCGGACCGAGAUCCUCCUCCGCCACCAACGUCGAAGGCGGUGGUGCUUACAGGCUCGGAUGCGUUGAGACACAGAGCAGCUGCCUUACUGGAGAACACCACUUUCAUUCCUCGACUUCCUGAUUACGUACAUACCCGCGACACGCCUACGUUGGAAGACGACCGCCCGGCUCAGCAGCGCAAACAAUUCGAUGUGAUCAUUGCGACACAUUCGCUCUUGGGAUUGAACGAAGAGUUUUUGAGAAAGCAACACGUUCAGAACCUUUGGUCCAUGCUCAGUCCUGAAGGUGGCGUUUUGAUCCUCAUUGAGAAGGGCGUCCCUCGGGGCUUCGAGGCUGUCGCUGGUGCUCGCGAACUCCUUCUCGAGAGACACAUCGCCGUGCCCGAAGGGCAUAGUACGAACUACAGUGCUGGUCACGAAACGGACGAACUUCAUACCCCGGAACCUGGCAUGAUUGUCGCUCCAUGCACGAAUCACGAGCAAUGCCCUAUGUACCAUAUCCCAGGCGUAUCGAAGGGUCGUAAGGAUUACUGCAGUUUCCAGCAGCGAUAUUACCGGCCGAACUACCUUCAGCGGAUUCUCGGCGCUAAGGAUCGCAAUUUCGACGACGUGGACUUUUCUUAUAUAUCCGUGAUGAAAGGCAAGGAUCUUCGAACCCGUCAGAUCGCAUCGUGGGAACAACUCGCAGAUGGUCUUUCUGCACCUACCCAUCCUGAGCCCGAGCUCUUGGGCGAGGACUACGAGACAUGGCUGCAACUAUGCCAGAAGGGCUUCGACGGCAUCGAUCCUGACACCAAAUUGACAAAGUCGACGUCUUUUGCUGAUGGCAAAGCACGAUCUUCGCUUCCCGCACCAUGGAAUCUCCCACGAUUGGUCUUUUCGCCCAUGAAACGCCGAGGACACAUCAUUCUGGAUGUCUGCACGCCUGCUGGGACAAUCGAGCGCUGGACCGUGCCGAAAUCCUUUGGCAAGCAAGCGUAUCGUGAUGCCAGGAAGUCAAGGUGGGGCGAUCUAUGGGCAUUAGGUGCUAAAAGCCGAAUCCCGCGAACCUUGAAACUUGGAGGGCCGGAUACGAAGGAGGCAAAUCGGGCUAAAAGCCGUUCUGAACGGAUUAAAGCUCAAGCGGAGGACUUGAUGGAGAAGAUGGAGCAGGAGAAGCUCGAGGAGGCUGAAGAAGAGAGGGAGAUUGAAAGAAUGUUCGACGAGGACGAUCUUGAUGAUCUGCCUGUUGGUGGAAGGGUUAGACCUGCUGCACGGAAGACGAAAGCCAGAGCAGCAACCAAUGCGGCACAUGCUGACCAAACCUCCUCGCGCGUCGAGACGUUCACAUUCGAUGAUUUUGAUGAGAGUCAAAUCGAGCCUGUCUUGCGGAGGAAAGAGCGUGCUACUACAAGUGCGCCAGCACCUGUCAGCAAAUCGGUCGAGCAACGAACGGUCAGCAGACCAGUCUCAGUCGCCCAGGAGAAGAAAAUUGAGUACGAGGCUGAGGGUGAAGAUGAAGAUGAGGAUCUUACAGCCGAGGAACUGGCUACCUUGAAGGAGUGGGAGGCCCAGCUCUCGUCGUCCGAGACCGGGAUCCACACGAAAGGCGCAAGGACAAAGCGGACGUAUUCGAAGUUUGCGCCUCCCGGACAGAAGGGUCGGGCAAGGAAGGUCGGAAGGAUACCCAGGGCUGAUAGAGCUGGUGGGAGUCGAGGACUUUGAGUGUGAGCCACGUCUACUGCACGGUCUAGUCUUGAGAGAUAAAAAUGUAUAAUUUGUACCAAUGAUGGGAAUCUCUGAAAUAAGAAUUGGAUUGUGUUAC